Messenger RNA from Vanrija pseudolonga, 507 nucleotides. RefSeq lists its product as uncharacterized. Lineage: Eukaryota; Fungi; Basidiomycota; Tremellomycetes; Trichosporonales; Trichosporonaceae. The record is from RefSeq and is a predicted model, not a curated record. Bases 1 to 507 code for a protein of 168 amino acids. The transcript has a single exon.
AUGCAGCCCACCACCCUCCUCGCAGGCGCCAAGCGUGCCCGAAAGCCGUACAUAAUGAAGCGCUACACGCAGCUCCCCUUCUCGCUCUACCGCACGCAGCCCGGCCUGCCCGUCCGUCUCCGCUCCUACGAGGAACAGGCGGCGCUCGGCCGCUCGUCGUUCGACGUGGUCCUGCACGACGGGCUCGUCCUCCCCAUGCCCGAGGGCGCGGUGUACACCACGCCAAACGGCAUGUCCCUCCGUCCGCUGGGGGAAAACUUCGAGCGCAUCCUCCGCGGCUUUCGGGGCGAGCCGCAGAUCUACGCCCUCCGAGGCGGCAUCACGCUCCCCGAAGGCCUGGUCGUGCUGCAUGAGCGAACGGACCACUACUCCCUCCAGACUACCGUCCCCCUCACGCUUGCGCAGUUCAACGACACGCUCACUGAGUUUCUGAGGAGCCUGCCGCGUCCCGCGACCAAGGCGCAGAUCCUGGAGUGGCUCGAGGACGAGGACGACCAGGAUAACUAG